This is a messenger RNA of Styela clava, 967 nucleotides long. Its product is annotated as glutaredoxin-2, mitochondrial-like. Gene Ontology annotation, biological process: cellular response to oxidative stress. Gene Ontology annotation, molecular function: glutathione disulfide oxidoreductase activity. Lineage: Eukaryota; Metazoa; Chordata; Ascidiacea; Stolidobranchia; Styelidae. The record is from RefSeq and is a predicted model, not a curated record. Gene Ontology annotation, cellular component: cytoplasm.
GUUACAGCAUUGUCGCUGGUCCAAGAUUGGCAGAUUAGGGCGGAGCCUAUACCGGUACCGCCUGACUUAACCUGCGGACGUGUUACUGAAUCGGGCCCUUGCUGCCUUGGCUAAAGCCUUUUCAGGUCACGAUUUCUCGAUCAAUUGUAGUCACCAUGACUUGACAUAACGGUAUAUUCGCGGAGGCAAGACCAUUGAUUGACGUCACUCUGCGCUGAAUGAUAGAAUAUAGAAAAUGAUAUCAUGCAAAAACUUGGUGAGCAUCAAAAUGGAUAAAAUCGAACAAUUUGUCAACAAGGAGAUAAAGGAUAAUCCAGUUGUUGUGUUUUCCAAAUCAUGGUGUGGAUAUUCCGGUAUGGCAAAGACUGCAUUUAAAGACAUUGGCGUAAAACCAAAGGUGAUAGAAUUGGACAAAAUAGAUGAUGGUGCAAAGAUACAGCAAUAUUUGGCAAAAAUAACUGGAGGCAACACUGUGCCAAGAGUAUUCGUUCAUGGAAAAUUCAUUGGAGGUGGUUCAGAGACCCGUUCAAUGGCAAAGUCUGGAAAAUUAUUAGAACUCAUAAAUAAGGGAGCAUAAAAUUUGAAAUAGGAUUGUUUCUACCUCUUUCUUCAGCAGACACAUUUAGAAAAUGUAUCAUUAACAAAUGCUACUAGAAAUGCAACCUCGUUUUUACAGUUUGAUUACCCCAUCAUCCAAGGACAAUGUGAAAAACAUUAUUGUUAUUCCACAUAUCAUCAGUCAGUUUUUGCCUCUUAAGCAAAAAUCAUCCUGACAUGGUUGGUUGCACUGGGGUACAGAAUGAAGAAAAACAAGCAAUUCCUGUCAUUUUAUUUCUCCAAUAGUUCUAUUUAAUACAAAGACUGAUCGAUGGUCUGGACUACAAUAGAUUUUUGUAUAGUUCAUCUUAAAAGUAAGCUUUGUAUUAUCUUCACAUGUCAGCAAAAUAUAUUUCUUUAACUCUGACAA